Molecule: messenger RNA, 5781 nt
Organism: Larimichthys crocea (large yellow croaker)
Lineage: Eukaryota; Metazoa; Chordata; Actinopteri; Sciaenidae
Product: trichohyalin
Exons: 30
Coding region: 258-4049 (1263 amino acids)
Source: RefSeq, a predicted model, not a curated record
GCUUCAUUCACUGAAGAGUCCAGCAUCGAUUUAAAGUCUGCUGAAAGUAGAUGGAAAAUUCUGCUUGCUUUACACUGUUAAAAUAGACUUGCACAGCUCCUGAGCUUAAUGUUCAUUCUCAGGAGUGAGAGAGGCAGGCACAGGAAUUUAUAACCCUCUGACUGAAAAGAAGUCAGUUUGGCUUGCUAACAAGCUAAAUUGUCCUGGUUUCCUGGACGACUGAGCAACAUCAACUCCCCCUACCACCACUACUCCUCAUGACUGCCCAGUCAGGCCUUAACCGCUGUAGAUGUCGUGGUGAAUGUCUGCAUAUUUGUCUUCAGCCACAGGACAUGGCUGACAGAGGCCAUGACGGAGAAAAGAGGGAUGCAGAGGACACAGAUGUGCUUCUUUACUCUGAUCUCAACGACAACAACAGUGCGUUUGGACUGGACUCUCCGUCUCUCAAACUGGACCACUGUGACCUCCUGUUAGAUGCUAUUGAUGCUCAGCUCGGCCAGCUGCAGGUCCAGCCCCAGAAACGUCAGGCAGUUUCCAGACAGCUUGAUUGCAGCAGUGCAGCUCCUCUUAGGUGGAGUCAGUCUCUGAGUAAAGACACGGGUCUUGGAAGUACAACUCAAACGAAUGACACCCCCAUGUCUUGUCUCGAUUUGAUACACACACCGACGAUGGAACAAACAUCAGAGAGGAGCACAAGCUGCUGGGAAGCUCCUGUCACUCAUGAGGAAACUAAACAGAAGUUAGACAGGAAGACAAAAGAGGAAAUGGACUUUCACAGGGAGCAGGUCAUCUGGAGGCUCGAGAGGCUGCUCGGAGACACCUGUAACGAGGGAAGCAUGGCAGGAGAUACUCACCCUCCUUCAGACAGCAUCUGCACCGAGGACUUUGUCAGACGCUUCAAAGACGAGAUGGUUGAAUUGACGUUGCCAGACAGUAAUAUGGAGCAACUAGACAAAGAAGAAGAGGCAGAGAGGACAAAGAUAUCUGACUGUGAGCAAAAGGGACAAAGUAUUCUUGAUGUCAACUGUAAAGACGCAGGGACUGCUCACUAUUUCCAGUCAAAUGAGCCAUGUCUAGGAAAAGAACUGGGGAAAUGUCUCUCUGGCAGUAAUGGAGUAAAUACAUCAUGUAGUAAGAAGGCAGGAGCUGGAGGGGGAUGCAGCACACCACAGAUGCCUGGUGGUGAUAGUAGCAUCUUUCACAGAGCGGAGGAUGUAACAGAACAUGAAACCCCGAGGCAGAACAACAGGUGUUCCCCUAAAGCCAGGUGCUUGGCAGGAGUACCUGUGUGGAGUUUUGACACCGUGUCCAUCGACAGCGACCUCGACUCAGUCUGCACGGAGCAAGUCAGGAAACAUAUUCACACGCGGCCAGGAUGGCACUCUCUCAUUCAGUCUGUUACAGACAUGGAUGACUACUGUACCAACCAGAGCGACUAUGAUACACCCACACAGGAAGAAAGUGAACCUCAGUCUACAUCAGGUCAGAAAUCCUCUUCUGCGAAUGUACAAAACAGAAGUCCAUCUGUCCGUAAAGCACAGCGCAGUAAGAGAGAAACUUCCAGAUUUGCGUCUUCCUCGGUUGACAAUGACAAGGACACAGAUGAGGAAAUAAAUCACUGGAGCAGGAGAUGCAGACCUGAGAGGACAUCAGAGAAAAUGCAGUCUGAUUGGGCCAAGAUGAAAGAGCGUCUCUGCACACUUCGACAGAAAUGUGAGAAAGAGGAGGAGACACUGCAGUUGAAGAGGACUCAGUUAAAAGAUGCUGAGCUCUCCCUCUCUGAACUUCAACAGAGAAGAAAGCAUGCCUUGCAGGAAUUAGAACGACUGAGUGUUGAGACAGCAAAGAUGGAGACAGAGAGGAGGACUGUGAGAGACAGCAGGACAUGGAAGGACUCUAUAAGUUGCCAAGUGCCUGAGCUGCAGAAGCAGAGGGAGCCCUGUAUCCUUGAGAUAAGAGACGUGGAAGAAGACCUUGCAACUCUGAGUCGAUGUAAACAGACUGUGAAGGAUGGAGCCUUCACGCCCGGUGUCAUCAUGUCAGCGCUGGAGAGGGAGGAGAUGGACAGACAGCUGGACGGCGCCAAGACAGAACUGUUUGCUGAACAGCGACGUGCAAGAGAGAGGCUAGAGAGCAUGCAAGAAAAGUUGGAGGAGACUCGUGAUGAGCUGCAGAGGGUCACGGACUCAGAGAGCUUACUGAGGAGCAGGUGUGUCUGUCUGGAGGAGAAACAGAGGCAGAAAAAGGAUCAGAUGGAGGCAAUAGAGUUUCAAGUAGGCAAGCUGCAGGAUGAACUGGGUGAAUAUAAAAUCAGAGUGGGUACUCUGGAGAAGAUGUUGGCCCAGAAGGAGCUGCAGCUGCUGGAUUUACAGGAGACACGUGCAACCUUACAAGCAGAAAGAGAUGGACUGAGGGGGGAGCUACAACACCUAAAAACUCAGCACUGCAGUGCACUGAAAGAGGCCCAGAAACAAGCCAAGAGAAUGGAGGCAGCAUUGAAGCAGCAAAAGAAAGAUCUGACUUUGACUCAUGAGCAGAAAAUCCAAAAGGUUAAUAAGCAGGCUGAGGAGGAGAAAACAAACGCUCUGAAAGAACAAGCUCUGUGUCUCACACAGCACAUCGAGUCCUUGAAAAGUUCCAUUCAGCUCAAAGAAGAAGAGGCAAGGAAGCUGAGGGAUUCUCUGGAGCAGCAAAAGGAGGAGGCAAAGCAGCGUGAAGAGGAGCUUCGUGCAGAAGCCUCAGAAAAGGUGCACAAAGCCAUAGAAGAGGAAAGGAGGAAAUCGGAGGCACAAAAGGUAAAAGCUGUGCAGGUGCACUGUGGGAUACUUGAAGAGCAGAACAGAAAGAGCCUGGAAAGCAUGAGAAGUGAGACGCAGCGAGAGAAGAAUAAAGCAACGGCACUUCAACAUAAAGUGGUGGAACUGCAAACAAGAGUGCAGGAGUUGGAGAGUGAAAGCAGUGCACAGCAGAGAGAGCAUGACUCUUUGCUGGCAGUCAUUUGUAAAUCACUGAAAGAGGAGCACCAGGCUGAGCUGCAGAAGUUGCAGAGACAGAUGGCACAGGAGAGUCAGAGGGCAGCAAUGCGGCUCGAGCGGACAGCUCAGCUGGCAGAGGGAGAGGCUGGCAGACUCCAGGUGAUGCUAGAAGAAAGGGAGAGCAGCCAUAACCAAAUCACAGCUGAGCUGGAUCAGCAGCUCAGGCAGUGGGCCCACGAGCUGGGAGCAGAGUGCCAGCAUCAUGGAGCCAAACAAAGUCGGGUGCAACUACCUCCCAGUCUCACAGCAGCUGAGACUCUUGCAAACCUGAGAACACUAAGAGAGCAGCUGAUGCACUUGAUUAGCCAUCUACAGCAGGAGCUGGAUUCACAGAAACAAACCAUCGACCAGCUCAGAAAAGACAAGGAGCGAGAAUUGAGCAUCCAGAGGCAACAGCUAAGGACGGAGAGAGACCAAGCCUUGGAUUCUCUGAAGGAGCGUCUCAUUCAGGAGCACAUUGAGGAGUUAAGCAGUCUGAACUGGGCUCAUAUGUGUGAUGGAGGAGCUGAAGGAGGAGGAGGAGGAGGAGGAGUGGCAGCAUCUCUUCGCAAACAGCUAAAGGCCAAAGAUCUGCAGCUCAGGCAGGUUCAGAGGAGCAUGGGUCAGUGGAAGGAGCAGACAGCAGCUCGUCUGGCAUGCAAGUUUGAAGAGGAGUUGACAGCUGAACUGGAAAGGUGCAAGACAAAGUUGUUAAGGGGCAGGAAAACGUCAAAGACUCAAGAGCCGGGUAGGACUGAAGGAGAGAUGAUGCUUAGUGCAAAGGAAGCUCAGAAUUCAGUUUGCUCUCCGUCCCUUCUCGUUGCUGCCUCCCACAGCCCCUCAGACGUGGCUUCCUUUAAGCUCCUACGUUACCUCCAGAGCAAAGUCAAGCAGCUCCGUGUAGAAAACCAGGGCAACACCUGGAACCCAUCCAACACAGCCCAUUUAGAUUUGUCAGGAUCCUAUCUUACAACAAUGACUCAAGACACUGCUGGAAUUCAGAGCCACUCAUCAGUCAGCACAGUGUCAAGUUAAGGACAUGAAACCUGACUCUGGGUGUGUUACACAGGCCGGUGAUACACUGUAAUGUUCUCUAUGAAGAUAGCAGAUUAACGAGCAGGUCACAGUGACAAAUGACACAACUGAACAACUGAAGAUUUGGUCAUCAAGUUCACAUUCCCCCAUGUGAAGGCAGUCAAGUUUUAUGGCUUAAGGUUACAGUGAACUGUGAAUACGUGAUGACAUGACAUUUCACUGGAGAUCAUGUGAGCUAUGUCAGAGAACGUUAUAUAGAGCUGACUGUUGUAUAAUCACAAUGAGUUUAAAAAAAAGUUUUUAAUUUGAAUGCCUUUAAACUUCUUUAUCAACUUUGUGUGAAAAUGUGUAAUCUUAAUGUAAAAACACUAUACUGGGACUGAUGCAGGAUUACUCAGGAAGUUGCAGGAAGUUAUUUUGAAUUAGUCAGCAUCAUUCUUGGUCCAGGAAAUCUUCUAGAGUGCUGACGUUAUGAAUAAAACUAUCCCCAUUUAAGACAAUGACAUGGCUCUAAUUUACCUGAAAAUAGCAUUGGACUUUGUAAUAAAUGUAUUUUGUGUAACAAAUUUGAGGAUACUGCAUUCAAUAACCUAAUAGUUAGAUUAUACUUAAUGGACUGGUUGCACAGGAGCUAAACUCCAAUGAACGACGCCUGGCUCUGCCGCCUGUAGACUCAGAGCAAUCCAAACUUUUCUCGCCUGUUGUUCCCCGUUGGUGGAACAUCCUACCAGUUUCUACCAGAUCAGGGGAGUCCCCAUCUACCUUUAAAAACCUCCUGAAGGCCCGGCUCUUCAGAGAGGUCGUCCUCUCCAACAAAUCUAUGCCCCUAUUGUCAUUUGAUUCUACGUGAGGAGUACUUAUCCCUACACUAACAUGUCCUUGUCACACUUGAAUAUUUCCUUUUUUGUGAGUCGCUAAUACACCUGUGUGUCAUUAAUACACCUGUGAGUUUCCUGCUAUGCUAUGCCAAAAUAUCAACAACCAGUUGACAUCUACAGCCAGUUCUGUACUGUACAAUCAGUCCAUUGUUUUCAAUAUGUACAAAUGUUAUUAGAUCGGAUCAGGUGUUCUAAUAAACAGUAUGUGUGAUUUAAGCCACCCAACAACAGGAUUUAAUCGACUGAAAACCAUAUUCGCCAUGCAGAAUCUCCACAUGGACAAGAGUUUAUUUAAAAACAAAUAAAAAGUCAUAACACUGGCUGGAUGGCUGAUUCUGGUAAUGUACAUAUGAAAAUACAAUCAAAAUCAUAAAAAGGUGCAUUUUCCGUGACUUCUUUACAAAAAUUCCUCAAAGCUCACAGGUGGCGUACUUGCUAAGCGCUAUAGGAAGAUAAAUCUUUUUUUUAACCACAGUAAGUACAACUGCAAGCAUGGAGCCAUGCUGUGAGCAAACGUGAACACACAGGAACAAUUUUACAGGUCCUGGUAACGACGCCAAGAAGCCGAACACAAACUGUACAAAAUUCAGGUGCUGCACACUGAUGUUUAACAAAGAACAAUUCAUACAAUUCAUAGUACAUCAGUGUGUUGUUGGCCAAUCUUUGGCAAAAUUAUGUACAAAUGUUCUUUCUAAGGGCAAAGGUCAAUUCUGUGUGUUAUAUAAAAUUGUUUAAGUAAGGCCGUCUAUAGAACAUUUCAAAGACUCGAGAUCAUGACAGUAUCUUGAAGAUUUAAAUGGAUAAAGCAGAUUAAUUCGGUCAGCAUUACAUGUUACAUUGUCAAAAAAAAAAAA